AUGACCAUUGAUUCCCAUCCUGUCUCUUGUCUGCUCAGCUAUCAUAUUCGCAACGUCAACAACUGUCUAUACCAUCACCUGCCUUUGCUAUUUCCCUCUUCUCGCUCUCAGGGGUUGAAUAAGCAACGAAUAGGUAGUAUUGACAUGUUAUACCGUACAGUAGAUUAUCUUCCUCGCUCGUUUGGAGCUGCUGCUAUCAAUACGGCUACGGCCAUGGCACUACCACUACAAGCCACCUUCUAUGUCCCUUCCUCCUCCUUGUUUGUGAUUCCACUGCGAGUGAAGGAAAUGCUGGUUGCUGACGUCUUCCAUUACGAUGCCCGUCUGAACUUUGUACAUUGGAAAGACACCAGAGACCCAUCAUUGCUCAACUGGAAACGUACUCCUACCACCGUCUUCAAGGCACUCGCCUCUGGUAAGUUGCAGUUUCAGCCAUACUUUGUGCCAGUAUGUAGCCCUGCUCCCUUGAGAGAUUCUACUGUGUCCUUUGCCCCUCUCGUCCGACAACUUCGACUCCAAGGCGGCCAAGCUUUGAGUUCUACAAAGGCUUUUGCCAAAAUAUUUCGUAAGUCUGUCCUCGCAUCAGUUCUCCCCCCCCCCCUCUGGCCUUGCGUAAUAUCUCUGCCACCAGUUGGAAGUUUUUUUGGUCCCUAUCACUUACAUAUAUCCAAUGUAAUGUGA
Messenger RNA from Mucor velutinosus, 681 nucleotides. RefSeq lists its product as uncharacterized. The record is from RefSeq and is a predicted model, not a curated record. NCBI's taxonomy places the organism in Eukaryota, Fungi, Mucoromycota, Mucoromycetes, Mucorales, Mucoraceae. Bases 1 to 681 code for a protein of 226 amino acids. The transcript has a single exon.